GAUGUUCCACACUCCUAUUGUGCCUCGCGCGAGGAAGAGGUCAAGGCCGGCCGAAGCAAGCGCUCCCAGGCGUGAAAGGGUGAAGUUUGAGGAUGUCAGGCUGUACCUGGUGGAGAGGAAAAUGGGCCGCAGCAGGAGAAGCUUUCUGACCGAGCUGGCCAGGUCAAAGGGCUUUAUUGUGGAAGACGUCCUCAGCGAUGUGGUGACUCACGUGGUGUCGGAGGAUAGCCAGGCCUCAUCUCUUUGGGCGUGGCUAAAAGGAGGGCCUGUGAAGAAUCUGCCCGUCAUGCACGUUUUGGACAUCAGCUGGUUCACUGACAGCAUGAGAGAGGGGAAACCUGUUGCUGUGGAGACCAGACACAUUAUACAGGACACCUUGGCUGCAUCGCCAGAAGCUACAGCACCCACACCCGUGUCCACGGUGUCUCAAUAUGCCUGCCAGAGACGGACCACCACAAAGAACAACAACAAGAUUUUCACGGAUGCAUUUGAAGUGCUGGCAGAGAGCCAUGAAUUCAAUGACAUGGAGGGUCCGUGCUUGGCCUUCAGGAGGGCUGCAUCUGUGCUGAAGAGUCUGCCCUGGACGGUGCAGAAUUUACGGGUCACAGAAGACCUGCCCUGCCUGGGGGAACACUCUAUGUGUGUCAUAGAGGAGAUCCUUCAACACGGCCGUUCGUUUGAAGUCGAGAAAAUACUCUCGGAUGAAAGGUAUCAAAUACUAAAGCUGUUCACAAGUGUGUUUGGGGUUGGACCUAAGACAGCUGAGAAGUGGUACCGCAGAGGGCUGCGCUCAUUCAGCGACGUUCUGGCGGAGCCCGGCAUUCAUCUCAACCGGAUGCAACAAAGUGGUUUUCUGCAUUAUGGAGACAUCUCCAGGGCUGUCAGUAAAGCAGAGGCCCAAGCCCUGGGGAACAUUAUUGACGAAGCUGUCCGUGCGAUCACACCGGACGCCAUACUCACACUGACAGGUGGCUUUCGCAGGGGGAAGGAUUUUGGCCACGAUGUAGACUUUAUCGUGACCACACCACAACUGGGGAAGGAGGAGCGUCUUCUCACCAGCGUUAUUGAUAGACUAAAACAGCAAGGCAUUCUUCUCUACUGUGAAUACCAGGCCUCUACUUUUGAUGAGUCGAAGCUUCCCAGCCACAGGUUUGAGGCCAUGGACCACUUUGCAAAGUGUUUCCUGAUCCUGCGUCUGGAGGACAGCCAAGUAGAGGGAGGUCGCCAAACUGCUGAGGAAGACAGGAGAGGCUGGAGGGCUGUACGCGUGGACUUGGUGUCUCCACCUGUGGAUCGCUACGCCUUUACUCUUCUUGGCUGGAGCGGCUCCAGGCAGUUUGAGAGAGACCUGAGGAGGUUUGCUCGAAUGGAGCGGCGAAUGCUGUUGGACAAUCACGCUUUGUAUGACAAAACUAAGAAAGAGUUCCUGGCAGCUACAACUGAAAAGGACAUCUUUGCCCAUCUGGGUCUCGAGUACAUCGAGCCUUGGCAGAGAAAUGCGUAGGCCUCCGCUCCUCCUUGGCUGGAUGAUACCCUGUGCAUACAUCAGUGUUUAUCCCAUCUGCUUGCCGUUAUGUGGCUCUCCUGUGAUUCACUUUCAAACAGCUUUUGAUUUCCAUACACUUUUGUGUUGUUGUUGUUGCCAAUAUUGUUGUUGUCUAGAUUACAUGACGACGUGUGAUUCAUAAUUCUGCUUAUUCACUAUUGUCUGCCAGCAAAUAAACAUUCUCCCGUACCAUUCACAGGCUCCUGUCUCUAAGUGUUGUAAUCAUAGGCAGGAUAAAAAGACUAAUCAGUCAGUAUGAAUCGCCUGGGGUGCCUGUGAGGUGCAGGAGAAAGGGAGCCUGAAAGAAACAAGGCAGUAAAGGGGGUGACCACUGAGAAAAAGGGAGGGAGAGGAAGAAGACAGGAAACGAUGAGAAAAGUGAGGGGGAAGGGAGCUCUUUGUCGAGCAAAAUGUUGUAAUCACCCUCCUCCUGGCAGGAAAGUGCUCAGUGUGAAGCUGAGCCAGGUCUUUGGGGGAUUGAGAGGCGGGUAAUGAGCUUCAGAUAGAGGAGCGUUCCGCGUCGCCAUUUAGCCUCCAUUUAAGCCUACGUCCACUGGAGAUCAUUUAGCUGGCAUUCCCCUAUCCAAAGACCAGUCGUCUCCUUUCUUUGUUCCCCGAUGAAUCCACUUCCCCAGAUGCUUGGCUGAAAUUAGAGGCAAUCAGCUAUAGUGGGAAAUCAGGAAGAAUUCAGAAGGAAGGUAAACGAGCUUGCUGAACACACAAAUGGAGUUUGGCUGCCAAAGCGAUUCUGUCUCCCCAGCAUCCAUUAUCUUAUUGCUUUGACUUUGCUUAUGUUUUAUGUAUGGCGGUUGUUUAUCAGGAUUUGUGUCCUUUUUUCAGGACGGUGAUCCUCUAAUGAAGAACCUUUAUUGAUCCCCGCGGGCUGUUUGGGUACGUCUGAUUUGCUCCUUUAGUGAUGACAUGACCUGCCCUGCUGUUCAUCCCCCAACCCACUUUCCUCUUGAUGCUCAGCCUCCGGUUUAUCCCAGGAUGCUGCAACAAGAGCAGAGACAGAUGAGAGCAAAGCAUUCUAGUGAAUCACCCUAUUUAAAGAUUUUUAAGUAGAACAGUCCGGCGCUUUGAGGACUUGACCCAGGCCUCCCCUUCUCCCACCUCUUUCUACUUUCUCCCUCUUGGCCUCUGUCUUUCUCUCCCGCUGAGCUGCUCUUUCAACCUUGCUGACACAAAACAAACUCUAAAGCUUCUGAGCUGCAGCGUUAACCAGAUGGAACAGGCUCCCUGAUCUCCAGGGUUAUCUAAUGUUUUCACUUUUAAAACGAAGGCGGAUCCCCUCUACCCCAAGCCC
Haplochromis burtoni (Burton's mouthbrooder) is the source of this 2852-nucleotide messenger RNA. It is a transcript of the gene dntt, whose product is annotated as deoxynucleotidyltransferase, terminal. The record is from RefSeq and is a predicted model, not a curated record. The transcript has 11 exons. Gene Ontology annotation, cellular component: nucleus. Bases 2 to 1504 code for a protein of 500 amino acids. Gene Ontology annotation, biological process: double-strand break repair via nonhomologous end joining. Gene Ontology annotation, molecular function: DNA binding; DNA nucleotidylexotransferase activity; DNA-directed DNA polymerase activity. NCBI's taxonomy places the organism in Eukaryota, Metazoa, Chordata, Actinopteri, Cichliformes, Cichlidae.